GAGCAAACACUUUGAUGUUGGGAAAACGGUGGAAAGUAUUAUGGAAGAGGGACUUCCAGAAGGUGUUACAGAUGCAAAUCAGUGGUACACCUUGGUAGCUAGCUGGUUUUCCGAGGAAAACAAGAAAAGAAGUGCAGUAAACCGUGCUAAUGCAAAGAAGAAGAAUGUUUUUCACGCAGGAGGAAGGAGGAGCAUUGCAAGGACGAGAAAGCGACUGAAGGAAAAAUUAGGCAGAACUCCUACUAGGCUUGAAGUUUUCGAAGCUAACCAUAAGAGAAAGGAUGGGACAUACAUCAAUGAUCAUGCUAAGGAGUUCAUGGAUAAAGCAAAUGAAAUGGAGGGAUCUAGUGAGGAGGUUUUCAAGAAGCUAGCAGGUCCAGAGCAUCCUGGGAGGCUUCGAUGCAUGGGGUUAGGGCCAACACAGAGCGCAUAUUUUGGAGUUUACUCGCGUGGUGCUGCAUCUGGAUCAUGCUCAUGUUCAUGUAGUCAUUCGAGUGAAGAUGUACCAACUUUGAAAGGAGAGUUAAGUGAGGUGAAGAAAAAAAUGGAGGUCAUGGCAAGGUUCAUCAGUAAUUCCUGGGCAAAAUUGGAUGGAAGAUGCUGAAAACAAUCCGGGUGCAAGUACUGCCCCAUCUUUGGGUUCUCGAGCUUCUUGAUGCCGUGAUGCUCUUAGAUGAAGGAUGUUGAAUCAUGAGUUUAUCAUGUAGGUUCUUUUGAGUAAUAUUCUAGUAGAAUGUUAUGUUUUUAUGGAUUGUCAAUGAUGUUAGUAGGGAUUAUAUUAUGGUACAUGGAAUGUUUGAGGUAAAUGAUGAAUCAUGGUACGGAUUAUGGAAUAUUGACGGUUUUGUAUGGUAUGUAUGGUACGGAUUAGUGAAGACGGUAUGAAUUUGGUCACUAUUGUAUAUUAGGUUCUGAG
Molecule: messenger RNA, 916 nt
Organism: Linum tenue
Lineage: Eukaryota; Viridiplantae; Streptophyta; Magnoliopsida; Malpighiales; Linaceae
Source: the annotation of a GenBank genome assembly